ACACCCAUCAUAUUCGGUGUUCAUAUAACAAAGAGCUCAUAUCUAGAAUGUAAAAAGAGGUUCCACUCAUCAACAAUAAAUACACUACACAAAGGGCUCAGAGCUAAUGCCUAGAGCACUGUGAGUCUUAGCAAGCUGGGGGGUGAAUUCAACUUUACGGAGAGGCUCAGAGUUCCUCAAGGGAACGUAGAGGCAGAGAGAGGAAUAAAGAACCAAACGCCACAGCACGAGGUGCUCUGCCUGCCCUGGAUGCACCCAGAGGGGAAAACAAAGCCAGGGCCGUAGUACCGAGGAUCAUAGAGAGGACCGAGCCUCCGGAUUCCUAGGCGGACACAGGAAGUAACUCAGGGUCCAGGGGUCUUUGGCUCUGCGCGUCGUGGGCUCGUGCUUGACUCCAGGCCAUGGUGGCUUCAGCUUUUCACUUUGUUAUUACCACCAGAGGUCGUCUUCAGGGAACACCAGCCAUCCCCAGAGCUCCGGGAGUGCUCUGAUCCUAAGAUUCUUCAAGACUCCUGGGAUAUAAGACAAGUGAAUCCUAUCCCCAGCCAGUGAAUGCAAGAUGUCCACCAAGUUGAGAGAAGAUGCAACCUUGACUCCUGUAGUCCACACUCCAGAGGAGGAGGCGGGUCUGAGUAUAGUGAGAGUGGAGGAAGAGGAGGACCAUGCUUGGGAACAGAAGACUGGACUUCCAGGGAAUGUGGACCCUUAUCAGGAACUUGUCCACCAGCGCUUCAGACACUUCUGUUACCAGGAGGCCCCUGGACCUCGAGAGGCUCUGAACCAGCUUCGGAAGCUCUGCCGAAAGUGGCUACAGCCUGAGAUGCACACCAAGGAGCAGCUCCUGAUCAUCCUGCCCACGGAGCUCCAGGCCAGGGUGUGGGGAUAUCAUCACCGGAGCGGAGAUGAUGUGGUGACUGUGCUGGAGAAUCUGGAGACAGCACUUGGAGAUAAAGGACAACAGGUACAAGCCAAUGCACACUACAAACAAGAAGUGCUGUGGAAGGCAAUAGGACCUGUAAGCCUUGCCGAUCAGUCACUGACUGUCCAACUAAAGUGUGAUCCUUGGAAGCAUAGUCCUCUGCAAGAGAAUGGUGGGCCUUAACACCAGGUGAGACCAGGAACAUGGCUGGUGAGUUGGCUCCAAAGCAGAUUUCUGCAGAAAGGAAUUCCUUGGAUGUGUCCCAGUAUACAAGGUGUGGAGAAACUUUUCAAUAUGAGAGUAAAUCAGAACAGCAAAAGGUCAACCCUACAAGAGGAAAACAACACAAAUG
Equus caballus (horse) is the source of this 1271-nucleotide messenger RNA. The record is from RefSeq and is a predicted model, not a curated record. Lineage: Eukaryota; Metazoa; Chordata; Mammalia; Perissodactyla; Equidae.